This is a messenger RNA of Haliotis rufescens (red abalone), 2394 nucleotides long. RefSeq lists its product as uncharacterized. The transcript has 11 exons. Lineage: Eukaryota; Metazoa; Mollusca; Gastropoda; Lepetellida; Haliotidae. The record is from RefSeq and is a predicted model, not a curated record. Bases 1496 to 2242 code for a protein of 248 amino acids.
CUGCAUGUCACAAUCACACGGGACCGGGUUUAAAGUCGAAGAUACUCCCAGCUUAUAUUACAACACAACACCACCACAUUGCGAUAUACCCUAUACCUACACGAUAUCAUAUACCCUGGUUUUAUAGUCCAGACACACAUUACUCCGGGACUGUAAAGAUGGCACAACCUCCCCCCUACGGCGACAAGAGUAAUUUUGGUAACCCUGGGUAUGGCCAGCAACAGUACCCACCACCCCAGGCCGGCUACCCCCCACAGCCACAGUAUGCGCCACAGCCAGCCGGGUAUGCGCCACAGCCAGUCGGGUAUGCCCCACAGCCGCAGAUGAUGGCACAACAGUCUGCUACCAACGUGGUUGUUGUUGGCGGUCAGCCCCAGCAGACAGUUAUUGUAGAACGCCAAGGGGUGAACCACGUGCUUCACUGCAUAAUAUCCCUCUUCUUCUGGCCCUGGGUGAUUGUCUGGAUCAUUCUGUGCAUUACGGAUAACUGAGCACCGUCACAACGCCAGCAACGAUUAAGAUAUCAGAAGAAGAAACUGACCUUUAAUGACAUAUGACAAAUCUAUGUUUUGUAUACCAUUCAUCCUUCAUUGAACACUGGUGAAUUGAAGCUGAGCAGGCCAUACUUUCCACUUCCCUCAUAAAGAUCGGUAGUCAGUGGGCAGUGUAAUACGAUUCAAAUAUCUUACCAACAUUUCGUUUCAGCUGUUAUAGUAACUGUUGGUCAAACAAUUCACCAAUCGUGUAAGGUAUCACCGAAAAAACACUCAGCAAACUAUAUAUAAUAUAUAUAAAGCAACUUAUUGAACAUAUCAAUAAUCAUCGUUGCGGGAUUUUCUAUAUUUUUUCUCUUUUAAACGGCCGGGCGUUUGUUUCUUUCAGACCUUUUUUUACAGACGGCGAUAAUAAUGGGGAGCAUUCCGAGCAUAAAAACUAUCUGUUUAAUCGAGGCCCGGCGUUUGGUCGAGAUGCCGGCGUUUAUUAUGUACGGUAACUCUCGUGUAGGCAAUGAACAGCACCUGUUGUCAUGAGACUCAGCAUGUAUUAGUAUUGUUACGCUUUAAAUUUGAAGAGAUAUCACCUGCAUCUUCAUCAACUACGAAUCAUAUCGAUGUUAUUAUUUUUAGUUUUAUUUUUUAUACGGAUAUAUCAUUAUCAUACGUGACUUACAAUCUUGCAAUAUGAUGACAUAUGUCAAGCAUUUUAAAAAAAACCUUCCAAGUCGUUUGAUUGAUUUGUUGAUGUAAAGAUAUUUCUGAAUGAAUAAAGAGAUUUUGUUAAAUUUGUAUUUUUUCGUUUUUUAUGUUGGAUGGUAGUGUGGCAUGUUAUUUUGCUGUUGUUAGCGGUAUCAAUGCAUUAUAUGUUUAGAAUUAUCUCCCUUGAAUACACGAAGGGAGACCACCCAAAGUUACAAGUUUUAUGUUGGAGCCUGCAAGUAGAAGUGGAUGCAUUUGAUACCACUGAAUUGUUUAGGUUGUGAGAUGACGUGGACUCCAUGACGUCCAACGGGUCAACACAUGCAGAUGACGGUCCGAUGCAGGAAGUCGUUCCGGGUGGCGGUCAGCAGUUUGAUGUCCACUUUGUUGCAGCACACCCCCAGCCCGACAUACACACUCUCUUCCCUUCAUGUCCGACAGAAGUGGCGGAGAUUUCACAGGGCUCCCAUUCAGAUCCUGAAUCGACAACGACGGAGACAGCGCAUCAUCAUCUACCUCCAUACCCCACCAACAUCCCCAUCAUAGUGCCUCUGGAUUCAGAGGACGUCCCAGAGAGUGACCAGCAAUACAACCGGUUACCCCCAUACCCACUGAACAUACGGCCCAUCAUGCCGACUGACUACGACCAGUUGAACACUUCCCCAACGCUACACAUGUCGGAGUCUUCUGACAGACAUUGGAGUCUGCCUCUGUUUGAAGGUGAUGAUGACCUUGGACAGAUGCCUUCAGCUUGUAAUGGAGGACAUCCUAUGCCACUGCCACCCGUCUAUCCAGUAACUCCAUUGCAGGUGCUCGUCGAGACAGCUACCUCGGACAUUUCCACUGACGACACCCAUCCGCUGCAUCGGAGAUUGACGCUGCCACAGCUUGUCUUCACACGACGUGAAGAGGGAGUCAACCACCUGUUGCAUCUCCUCGUGAGCAUCCUGUUCUGCCCCUGGUUCAUCUUCUGGAUGAUGUUGUGCCUUCAUGAACGUUCCUCCAGACGGAGGCCCAGACACAGGGGGGUCAAACGAUGGGUAUAAACACCACCAGGGCAGCAUAGGCAGGAGAAAGUGGAUUUUACUUUUUUUGACAUUGAGAAAUUCAUAUGGUGUGUUAUGGGUAAUGCAUCUUUUCAUAUUAAGUACACAAUGCCUCUUUGUACAGAUUGUUUUUAAUAAACCAUGUUAUCUGA